Messenger RNA from Ogataea angusta, 843 nucleotides. RefSeq lists its product as uncharacterized. Gene Ontology annotation, molecular function: protein tyrosine phosphatase activator activity; peptidyl-prolyl cis-trans isomerase activity. Gene Ontology annotation, cellular component: nucleus; cytoplasm; protein phosphatase type 2A complex. The coding region runs from base 1 to 843 and encodes 280 amino acids. Gene Ontology annotation, biological process: mitotic spindle organization. Lineage: Eukaryota; Fungi; Ascomycota; Pichiomycetes; Pichiales; Pichiaceae. The transcript has 2 exons. The record is from RefSeq and is a predicted model, not a curated record.
AUGGUUGUCCCCACAAAACGACUGAGAACGCCCGAGGACCUGGCCAAGUUCCAACACAGCGCCGUGUACAGCGACAUGGUGCAGUUUGUCGUGGACCUCGCCAAGUCUGUGCACGGCCUGGAACUCGGAUACACAGACAACUCUCUGGGAGACAACAUCGGCAAGGUUCUACAGCUUCUGGAGAAAAUCAACAGCAUUGUCGACAACCACCCCGUCGUGAAGGACACGAGCAGCCGGUUUGGCAAGCCCGAGUUCCGCGAUUUCUACGACGAGCUGGCCACCAAGGCCAGCGGCCUCGUUCAAGGCUGUGCUGGCGAGGAGCACGCCGAGGAGCUCGGAAGCUAUCUGUUGAACUCGUUUGGCGAUCGCACGCGGAUCGAUUACGGGUCUGGCCACGAGCUGAAUUUCGCGGUCGCACGGCGUAUGGGGGCUGGACGAUUACCAUUUUCUGCCGUUCCUGUUUGGCGCCGCGCAGCUGGCGCCGUUCUCGCGUCCACGGCCGCUCACGAUCCACCAGAAAGACUACGUCGACGAGUUCAAGGACAAAUACCUAUACUUUGGGUGCAUUGCAUUUAUAAACCAGGUGAAAACCGGCGCAGAGUCGCUCAGAUGGCAUUCGCCAAUGCUGGACGACAUCAGCGGUGUGAAGUCGUGGGCGAAGAUCGAGGAGGGCAUGAUAAAGAUGUACAAGGCCGAGGUGCUAGGCAAGCUGCCCGUGGUGCAGCAUUUCCUGUUUGGCAGCAUUCUGAAGUGUCCCGACGGCGUUUCAGAACACGCAGACGACGACGACGACGAGCACGCCGGCCACGACCACUCGACGUGGGGCGAUUGCUGCGGAAUUAA